AUGUCGACAGCCGAGCACACGCAGGUGUACAUCCCCGACGACAAGGUCGCGUGGAUCGCUGCGCAAGUGCUGAGCGCGACCGGGGAUACGUUCGAGGUCCAGACCCAAGGCGACGCGUCCGAGGAGUUCCUGAGCGACCAUCCCAAGGACGGCGCCCAUCGCACCGUGCCGAAAGCGGCCGUGUGCUUGCAGAACGUGCUGCCCGAAGAUGGCUGCAGCGACAUGGUGCACCUCAACUACCUCCAUGAAGCCGCGAUCUUGUACAACCUCAAGACGCGCUUCCACCGCGGCUUGCCAUACACAUACACGGGCCCCAUCUGUAUUGCCGUCAACCCCUACAAAUGGCUCGAUAUUUACAACCCCAAAGUGCAGUCCACGUACAUGGACGUGGAGAAGCUUCCGGAGCUGCCGCCGCACGUCUACGCCGUCAGCGCGCGGUCGUACCAUCACAUGCGCGUGUUUGGCGAGACCAAAGCAUCCUUGUCAGUGGCGAGUCGGGGCGGGUAA
Molecule: messenger RNA, 507 nt
Organism: Saprolegnia parasitica CBS 223.65
Lineage: Eukaryota; Oomycota; Saprolegniomycetes; Saprolegniales; Saprolegniaceae
Exons: 4
Coding region: 1-507 (168 amino acids)
Biological process (GO): actin filament organization; vesicle transport along actin filament
Cellular component (GO): myosin complex; actin cytoskeleton; cytoplasm
Molecular function (GO): microfilament motor activity; actin filament binding; ATP binding
Source: RefSeq, a predicted model, not a curated record